CUGCAUUGCUUUUUGCAAGGUAGCCCCUCCCUCUUUCAGUUUCGAAACAGAGAGACAGCAUGCCUCCUAAAAAGAGAAAGCAGGCUGAAGAGGAAAAUGGAAAGACCCAAGACAUCUCCUCAUUCUUCAAACCAGCCCCACCAAAAUCAGCAAAGAGAGCCGAACCCGCACAUGCCACAUGCACAGAUGAUGAGACUCCUCCCACCAGUGACAAAGAGCUUAUUACAGAGAAGAGAUACGUGGCAUCGGCUAAACUGUGGUCAAAGAAACUGGGAGGGGAGAUAGGACCCUCUUGGAUGAAAGCACUUGAGCCGAUAUUUAAGGAACCUUUCUUCACUGAGUUAAUGAGUUUUGUUGAUGGAGAACGUGCAACUAAAGUUGUGUAUCCUCCAGCAUCGCAAGUAUUCUCUUGGACAAUUGCGUGUGCCCUUGACGACGUGAAAGUCGUAAUUGUUGGACAGGAUCCUUAUCACGGACCUAAUCAAGCACAUGGACUGUGCUUCAGCGUAUGUAUAGGAGUUCCACCUCCACCUAGUUUAAAGAACAUUUAUAAAGAAUUGAGUGAAGACAUCAGCGGAUUUAGCAUUCCUGAUCAUGGCUAUCUCAUUGGCUGGGCCAGACAAGGAGUUCUACUACUCAAUGCUUGUCUAACUGUAAGGAGAAGUGAAGCAAACUCGCAUUCAAAGAAGGGUUGGGAAAAGGUAACUGAUGCCGUCAUUCAGUGGAUAAAUGCCAACUUGAGGGGUGUGGUCUUCAUGCUUUGGGGCGGAGAUGCUAAAAAGAAAGGCUCAUCAAUUAACAAGAAACGUCACUAUGUACUUGAUGGCCCCCACCCCUCACCUUUAUCAGCCCAUAGAGGAUUCUUUGGUUGUAGACACUUCUCUAAAGCCAAUGAGUUGCUUGAGAAAGAUGGCAGGACUCCGAUUGACUGGUCCCAUCUUCCUAGAAAUUAACAUUCUAGCAACAAUAACUGUAUUAUACAUUUUAUUUAUGAUAUAUAUUUUAACCAUUCCAUUUAUCAAAAGAAUUAUAUUAAAAUGAAAA
Amphimedon queenslandica is the source of this 1044-nucleotide messenger RNA. RefSeq names its product uracil-DNA glycosylase-like. Gene Ontology annotation, molecular function: uracil DNA N-glycosylase activity. The record is from RefSeq and is a predicted model, not a curated record. Gene Ontology annotation, cellular component: nucleus; mitochondrion. Bases 60 to 953 code for a protein of 297 amino acids. Gene Ontology annotation, biological process: base-excision repair, AP site formation via deaminated base removal; base-excision repair. Lineage: Eukaryota; Metazoa; Porifera; Demospongiae; Haplosclerida; Niphatidae. The transcript has 9 exons.